Molecule: messenger RNA, 774 nt
Organism: Aureobasidium namibiae CBS 147.97
Lineage: Eukaryota; Fungi; Ascomycota; Dothideomycetes; Dothideales; Saccotheciaceae
Product: Triosephosphate isomerase
Exons: 1
Coding region: 1-774 (257 amino acids)
Biological process (GO): gluconeogenesis; glycerol catabolic process; glycolytic process
Cellular component (GO): cytosol
Molecular function (GO): triose-phosphate isomerase activity
Source: RefSeq, a predicted model, not a curated record
AUGUCAUCGACAUCCGCAGUCGGACCCCGCCGAAAGCUCGUGGGCACGAGCCUGAAGAUGUACUUUGACCUCACCAAAACCCUAACCUAUGCCGCCGACCUCGCUGCCAUUUCGUCCUCAGCAGCAAAAAACAACAUUGAUCUCUUCGUCAUCCCAGACUUUGUGUCUUUGUUGCCUGUCAAGGAUGCGCUAAAGGGCACUGAGGUGCAGCUGGGUGCUCAAGAUGCGUUUUGGGAGGAUGCGGGGGCGUUCACCGGAGAGGUUUCUUGUAGGACGUUGAAGCAGGCUGGUUGCAGCAUUGUGGAAUUGGGACAUGCAGAGCGUAGACGUCUGUUUGGAGAGACUGAUGCUACUGCUGCGAAGAAGGCUGCCGCUGCGUGUAGGAAUGGUUUGAUCCCUUUGGUCUGCAUUGGCGAAAAGACACAUGGCAAGAUCGCUUCUCAGGCCGUGGGUAUGGCUAUCGAGGAGUGCAGACCUCAGGUUAUGAGUCUACUGCAGGCCGUUCCGGAUGAUGCUGAGAUCGUUCUUGCUUACGAGCCUGUGUGGGCCAUUGGAGCAAGUGAACCUGCAGACCCUGAUCAUGUUGUUGCUGUGACGCAGCAGAUCAGGAAGAUGGCCGAGGGACGCAAAGGUCUGACAAGGAUCUUGUAUGGCGGAAGUGCCGGUCCAGGAACGUACGACAGACUCAGAGAGGGUGUUGAUGGUUUGUUCUUGGGACGCUUCGCUCACGAUGUGAAGAAUCUCGUGCAAGUCAUCAAGGAGAUGAGUGAUUGA